UCUGAUAUCAACCCAGAUAACCAUACCUUUUCUCGGAAAAAGAAACCUAAAAUCGUUCCUAUUAUCUAUAAAUAAUCAACCAAUAGUAAGGUAAAGGCCUGUCAUGACGUCACUUGGAUUCUCCGGGAAUAUGACCAUAAAUAGAUCUAUGUCACUAUGUAAUGGUAUUUAACGAAGGGUAGGCGCUAGAAAGGUCCAUAACACGAACGGCCAUAGGCAUCAAGUCAGGUUACAAAAUGUCCAACCAAGACAUAAAGGUCACUGGAGUGGCAGGAGGCACAGUGGAACGGCCCAAUGCUGCUGGUAUCGUCCACGACGGGAUGGGUCAUAACGUCACGACCACUCACAACCAAGGAAGUCGAAGCAUCAAAAACAAGGGUAAUAUAGGUAAUAUCGCCACAGGUGACAACCACAGCGGGGCUAUGUCUGCUUCAGUCGGUGGCCCGACUAGAGGCACAAGAGGUCCAGACAUCGAGCUGAUGACAGUCGAAGACGUUCAGAAUCUGAUGAUAAGAGAACGUUUUCCUGAAUCAGUACGGAAGAAAAUUGAGGAAAACGGCAUUGAUGGCAAAUACUUCGUGAACCUUUUGGAAGACGGCGUUUUGGAUGCGCUAGGUAUUACGUCACCUCUUGAUAAAAUGAAGAUAAAAACAAUUCUGGAAAAAAGUUCGAAAUAAUCCAGUUGACUACUUCAUUGAUGGUCACAUUUCGGGUUGACUCUGUUUAAACUUUUAACAGUGUGCAUGGCAUGAAACAUGAACUCUGAAAGUACCAGAGUAUUAAGUGAUAUUGAAUGUCAUUCAUCACAUCAAAGUAAUAUUUGUUUUAAUCAUACAAAGUAUUAUUAUGCAUCCUAUCAUCAUCAAAUGAUGUUUUGUUUUUAAUAAAAAGUACUCAUUUCUCA
This is a messenger RNA of Haliotis rubra (blacklip abalone), 904 nucleotides long. RefSeq lists its product as uncharacterized. The record is from RefSeq and is a predicted model, not a curated record. The transcript is spliced from 4 exons. NCBI's taxonomy places the organism in Eukaryota, Metazoa, Mollusca, Gastropoda, Lepetellida, Haliotidae. Bases 237 to 677 code for a protein of 146 amino acids.